Penicillium paradoxum is the source of this 813-nucleotide messenger RNA. RefSeq names its product putative mitochondrial inner membrane protease subunit Imp2. Gene Ontology annotation, molecular function: serine-type endopeptidase activity. Gene Ontology annotation, cellular component: mitochondrial inner membrane peptidase complex; membrane. The record is from RefSeq and is a predicted model, not a curated record. The transcript is spliced from 2 exons. Bases 1 to 813 code for a protein of 270 amino acids. Gene Ontology annotation, biological process: mitochondrial respiratory chain complex assembly. NCBI's taxonomy places the organism in Eukaryota, Fungi, Ascomycota, Eurotiomycetes, Eurotiales, Aspergillaceae.
AUGUCCAACCCUCACAGGUCAAGAGGAACGCCAACACCCAAUCCGCGAUUCCGAGUCCAACCCCAACAAGAUCUAAGGCGCAAAAUCUCAGAACCGCCCCAAGCCACCGCAGGACCAGCCCUCCUCAAACCAAAACCCCGACCCUUCUUCUCCCUCUUCAGCGUCCUCCGCCAACGCUUCUCCGCCCUCCCAUCCCCAGUCCGCCGCGCAUGCGGCACCCUCCGCUGGCUAGCACCCAUCAUCCCAAUCGGCCUCUUCUUCCCCGAACAUGUCAUGCAAGUGAUGUGGGUGCGCGGGCCCUCAAUGACCCCCUACCUGAACGAAGACUACGCCCAAACCCAAACCCAGAGCGACAUGGUGCUGGUCAGCAUGUGGCCCUGGGGAUCUAUCAUCCCCUUCCAGAAAGAGCGCAAGCUGGAGCGCGGAAUGAUUGUCACCUUCCGUUCUCCGGCGAAUCCCUCGCAUAUCGCUAUCAAGCGCAUUAUCGGCUUGCCGGGUGAUCGCAUUACGACUCGGGAGCCGUGCGUUCGUCGCACCCAGAUCGUGCCUUGGAAUCAUGUUUGGUUGGAAGGUGAUGCGGAAGAUCCGAGGAAGACGCUUGAUAGUAAUACCUACGGCCCGGUGAGUUUGAGUUUGGUUACUGGCCGGGUAUUUGCGGUGUUGGGUCCGCGCAUGCGUUGGUUGGAUUGGAUGGAUUGGGAAUCUAAGAAGGAGGCUGGGGCGAAUGAGACUGCGGUUGAUGUACACAGGCAGAGUGUGCGGGAUCGUGUUUUGAAGAAUGCGGUUAAGCUUGAGCAGCCGUUUUUGAACUGA